Molecule: messenger RNA, 2418 nt
Organism: Physcomitrium patens
Lineage: Eukaryota; Viridiplantae; Streptophyta; Bryopsida; Funariales; Funariaceae
Source: RefSeq, a predicted model, not a curated record
AAUUCACCCCAUUUGUCCAGAAAGAACGUAUAAAUAAACAAACAAAGGAAAAAAUGUCAACCCUACGAUGGCCAUCUCUCAGAGGUGCAAAGAUUCAGAGACUGAACGGCAUCAGUACCUCUCCUCAGAACCAGAUAUAUCACCACUUUACCAUCCACCCACACUUCCCUCCGAAAAAAAAUAAUAAAAUAAAAUAAAUAAUACAUAAAACAUAUAACAUAAUAAAUAAAAAUAAAUAAAAAUAAAUCGACCCCACACGCAACCUCGGCACUUGUGGGCUUCUCAUUCACCGACACAACGCCAAGUGGGAAGUAUCAGCUUGACUCGUGAACGGCACUCCUCGAGCCUUCGAAUCCCAGAAACUUCCUCUCGCUGUCUCGGAUACCCAGAUCCACCUGCAUCUGCACAUUUCGGGGAAAACAAACAAACAAACAAACAAACAACCAAACCCAUUGCACUUGUCCAGACCCGAUGGAUCAGGAAGAAGAUGGUAUAUACGAAUGCUGCUUUUAGCGAGACAAGUCGGACGAAUUAAAAAACAAACAAAUAAGUAAACAAACAAACAAAUUCGGGGUAUCAUCUGGACACUUGUGCAGUUGUGGUAUGGCGAUGGAUGCGGCUAAACGAUGACCACACCGGGGGUACGGAGAGUGUACUUCCGAGGACGAUCGAAGUACCACAACAGGUCGAUUCUGUGCUUUCGUGGAUCUGCAGCAGUGUGGACUAAUCACACAUCGUGAGCAAGUAAGUCCCAUGAAGAGAGAGAGGGCCUCAGCAAAGGAUUUUCAUAAUCCCAUUUCUAACAUAUUUGUUUAGUUGUUGUAGUGUUUCGGGAAGCUUUGUGACGCGUCGUGAAGCCGCAAGUGAUGACCGCGUGUGCUGUGGCUGAAUGAGCGCAGAAGGUUCAAUCCCUGGUUUUAGCUAAUCUCUCUGUUACGCGGACACUCCAGUUUGCGUGUAUAAAUAUAUAUAUAAAUAUAUAUUUUCCUCAAGAUCAGCCACAGAAGCGAGGUGGGCGGACUUGAGUUCUGGACCUUAGGAGGUGAAAAUGAGUAACGGCAUGCGAAGUGUUUGGGAUGAUCACGAAGCGAGGGUGCCUGUGGAGCGGCCGAUCCACAAAUUGCGGCUUCUGCAGUUAAUAAAGCACCAUUUGCGAGACUGGUUGUGGAUUGGGGUUAUGAUAGUUCUGGAGAUUAUUGUCUACGUCGUCAUUCCGCCAUUUGAACGACUCGUAAAUGAAGACAAGAUGCAAGACUACAAGUACCCAACAGGUCCAGACACUGUGCCCGUGUGGGCUAUUGGGGUUAUUGCUGUGCUGUUUCCUCUCCUUAUUUUCCUCGCUUACUACAUCAAGAGGAGAAGUGUUAGAGACUUUCACAAUGCUUUUUUGGGCCUUGCAACGUCAAUCACUGUUACUGCGCUAUUCACCGACUCCAUGAAGAACAUGGUUGGAAUGCCUCGUCCUGACUUUUUCGAUCGAUGCUUUCCAGACGGUAUCGCGGUAUACUCAAACGAUGAGUAUAGACGAGCACUCUGUUAUCCCACGAACAGGAAGGAGUAUGUUGAUGGCUUCAAAAGUUUUCCCAGCGGCCAUGUGACAUGGUGCUUCGCUGGCCUUGGUUACUUGUCUCUGUACUUGGCAGGAAAACUGAGCCUCUUCGACAGAAGGGGAUACUCCUCUAGAGUGUUUUUUGUGCUGGUUCCUCAAUUAGCCACGGUGUUGAUUGCCGUUUCCAGAGUGAACGAUUACAAACAUCGGUGGGUGGAUAUCAUCGGUGCGUCUGUGCUAGGACUGCCCAUUGCGUACCUCUGUUACAGACAACACUUCCCUAGUAUGAAUGCGGGAUCAUGGGCUGGAUACCCAUAUGAGUAUGAACCGCAAAAAAUCUUCAGUCAUGGGUUACAUGGCCCUCGAGCGAUUGCGACAACAAAUGCGCCACAAAAUGAUCUAGAAAUGGGAAGACAAGAUAAGACACGGGUGCAAGGAGAAUCUGCCGAAAUGCAGUAGAACACUUGCAACAUACCUUCCUUUUGAUUCCACUAGCUCAUAAAUCGUUAAAUAUGCAAUGGCUUUGUUCGAGAAUAGAACAUUAUUAUUGUAAAAACGUUGUAUUCUUUUCGAAUAGCAUGAUACAGAAUCAAGCUGGUUUUCCCAUCGCGCCGGCAACGGGUUUUUAGCUACAAGUUCAAUUGCGGUAGCAUUGAAACCUUCUAGCUUCAAAUGCUCUGCAAUAUUCUCAGAAACCUAAGUGUCUAUCUGGAAAUUGGCAAAGGUUGUGCAGGUGUAACAUAGAUGUUUUGCUUACUACCAGAUGCAAGGACUUUCAUUGAUGAUAGAGGAACCAUUAAAAAAAAUUCAAAUGGACUGGCGACCACAAUGCCUGGGUUUUAUCAAUGCAAUUGUCUACUUUCAAGCGA